Molecule: messenger RNA, 4120 nt
Organism: Phyllotreta striolata
Lineage: Eukaryota; Metazoa; Arthropoda; Insecta; Coleoptera; Chrysomelidae
Source: the annotation of a GenBank genome assembly
CAAUUGACAAUAGAAAUAAUAUUUAUGCAUAAAAAAUAAUAGAUAAGCAAUUUCACGUUAAUGAACAUUUUAUUUGUAGGUUUUAAGAAAUUUCGUUAACCGAUGCGAAUAUUUCGGAUUAGUAAUAUUAUUUACGGGAAAAUUUGCACGUAAUUUCGUUCGAAUUUUCAAAUACCAGCGGUAAAUUUAGUGGAAUUGAAGUGCAACGAUUUUUGACAUUUAAAUCCCCAAGAUGGAAGCGCAUGCGCGGUAACCUACAAUUUUGCUGCAGCCAUUUAUAUUGUUCACAUUUUACCAAGUGUUAAACACAUAAAAUCAGGAUGACUGACUCGAUGAAUUUUGGUCCGGAUUGGAUACGUAACUUAUCUUCCGAAGGUACAACCGGAGGAGGAGGAGCUGGAGGAACCAAGUAUCAACUAGCCGAUUAUCGAUACGGCCGCGAGGAGAUGCUGGCCUUGUUCGAUAAAAAUCUAAAACCCCCCAUCUCCAUAUCGAACUUCAAAUGCCUGUAUUCGGACACCUGUCUUCAACCGUUAGCUCUAUUACCAGUGACCGAGGAAGAGCAAAGAGUCGGCUGGCAGGGGCGGCCGAACGCCCUGCUGGCGGGCCCGUCGCGCGGCCGCGGGGGCUCCCUGGAACGAGGCGGUCGCAUCAGCAGAGGCAGGGGCUACCAGUACGGCAGGCCGGCGGGCUACGAGGCGGGCUGGGGCAACGGCGAACAGCCCGACUGGAGCCCGCGCAAAGACUACGCCAACCAGCGGACGGCGUCGGACAAUUGGCGGCGCGUCCGCAGCGAGGAGGACGAGUGGCGGAACGCGGGGGCGCCCGGCCGCAGCGCCGCCCACGACAAAUGGACGAGGUCGAUGAGUUGGCGCGGCGACGGCGAUUCGGAGGAGCGGACGGGCCCGCCGGAGAGGGGCGGACGCGCCGGCUGGGCCGACAAUAGGGCGGGCGCGAUGGGGCGCAAGUCUUGGGAGAACGACGAUCAUCUGCCCGAAUGGGCUACAGAGAAUCCCACCGAAGGCGGCGGGACGUUCGAUGAGAAGGGGGCUUUUCACAAUUCCGACGACGAACAGCCUGAUGUUAAACCGGUUAAAAAGGAAUCGGGUUUCCAGAAAUCGGUUUCGCUACACCAAAUGUCCGGUAGGAAUCAGAUUCAACCGCCUCCGAUGCUCUCGUCGAAAUCCGUGGCUUCCCUCAAAUUGGAUGAAACGUGUUUGCAAAAGAACGAUACCCUAAACGAAAACGUUUCAAUGGACAAAAGAGACAUCGAAGAUGAUCAGGAGGUGACGAACGUGCGACAGCAGAAAAAGAAUUCCAACAUUUUUAUGGACGAACGAAAGAAAUCGUUGCCUAACCUAGCGGAAAAGGUCAACAAAGAAGAGAUGAAAUUACCCGAAGGUUUACACAAACAUCACUUACCUAACGAAAAAGUAAUAGUAGCGAACGGUCCUAUCAAUAUCAGACCGGACGAACCGGACUUUGAACGGUUGCAAGAGGAAUACGUGCUGAAAUUAGUAGUGGACGAAGACCUACCCAAACAAGUACCUAACAAUUACGACGUCACCAAUAUACAACCACCACCGAAUUUGGCCACGACCGCCCCCAUAUUAGACAAAUGGUAUUACCAAGAUCCGCAAGGCCAAAUGCAAGGCCCGUUUUCGAACGCCGAAAUGGCCGAAUGGUACAAGGCCGGCUACUUCAGCAACCAAUUGAAGGUGCGCCGGCAAUGCGACGAGCGCUUCUACCUGUUGGGCGAGCUGAUCGGCAUGUGCGCCGGCGCCAAUCCCUUCCAAUCCGGCGUCCGGUUUCCCGUGUUGAAGGGCGACAAUCUGCCGAAGAUCGCGCCGCCGCCGCCCGCCGAGCCGGACAUGUUGCCUCUGCAGUACCUGUCCCAGAUGGCGGCGUUCCAGGCGCAGGCGCAGGCCCGGCUGCUCGCCGAACCGUGGAACGUCGGCAUGCCGCCGCCCGAACUCGCCGCCCAAAGACUGAUGAUGCAACAACAGGUUACGCCGGAUAUUCAGUAUUUACAACAACAGCCGGCUACUAAUCCGUUGAUGCACAUGAUUAAUCAAAUGCAGCAGGUGAACAAGCUUCCUGGUCAAGGGAUCGUCGAUAAGAAUCCGAGCAUACCGCCGGCGAUGGACGCUCACAUGCAAUUGCACAAUUUGCUCUCUAUGCAGAACCGUCUGCCGGGCGCCGCCGCCGGUGUGCCCGGCGCCCUGCCGGCCGGCCUGACGAAUCUACCGCCGCCCGAGGGCCUGCCCAACAUACCGAUUCAAAGCAAUAUACCGGUCAGUAUUGGCGGGAACAUCUCCAUGCCGAGGCCGACGUCUCGCGGCUCCGAACAGAUCCCGCCUAACCAAAACCCCGACCCGAUUUCUAGUCUACUAAAGCAAUUGCAGCAGCAGCAGCAGCAACAACAACAGCAACAGAAGCAAUCGACGAAUUCGCAGGUCGAAACGCUUUGGCAACAGAACUCGUUCAAUCCGGACAACGGUACGGCGCAAUGGCAAUCGCAGAACGACGUGCCCGUAUCGAUGUGGGACAUUCCCAAACCGGACAACGCGCCGGCGUUGACGCAAUCGGAGAAGCUCCAGCAGGCGUUGCAGCCGAAACCGGCGAAAGACAAGGAAAAGGAGCAGGAGGCGUUGGCCAAGGAGCUGAAGAAGAAGAAGGAAUUGGAGGAGAAGCAGGCCAAGAAGGAGGAGGAGAAACGCAAGCAGGAGCAGAAGAGAUUGGAGGCCGAGCGUAAGAUGUUGGAGGAGAAGAAGCGAAAGGAGGAGGAGCGGAUCAAGAAGGAAUUGGAGAAGGCGAAGAGAGAGGCCGAGGAGAAGAGGUUGCGUGAGUUGGAGGAGAAGAGGCGGCUCAAAGAGCAGAGGAAACUAGAGGAGGAGGCUAGGAAAAAAGCCGAGGAAAUGAAGAAAUUGGAAGAGGAAAAAUUGAGGCAAGAAUUGAAAGAAAAAGAAGCGAGGCGACAGGAAGAAGAGAAGAGACUGCAACAGGAACAUCAAAGGCAAGCCAAAGCUGCGCCAUGGUGUCAAGCCAAUUCCAAUAUGGGCCUCAGUUUGGCGGAGAUUCAGAAAGCCGAAAGGGAAAAACGGGCCAUCGACGCGGCAUUGCAAAUACAAAGGCAACAACAGGAAAAAGAACAACAGCAGCAAUCGCAACAAGAGAAAACCGCCAAUCCGCAAUUCAAUUGGGCCAAGAAACCGGUCGAGGCGAGAAAGGUGAAAUCGUUGGCGGAAAUACAGGCAGAAGAACAGGAAAAGCUUUCGAAACAAGUCGCCGAAUCGAGGCUACACAAAGAAAAGGAACCGGCGCCGGUGACCAACAACACCGGAACGAACAUCUGGAGCAGCCAGAAUCUGACUUGGGCCUCGUCGUCGGUCAACUGGUCGAAUUCGGGUUUUUGGGACGAUUCGUCGAGCAAGCAACAACAACCGGCCGCCGCCAAACCGUCCGCCGUAACGAAAAGUAAUUCGGCCAGCAAUUUCACCAGUGCCAGCAAGAGCCAACCGCAGAAACCGGCGAAGGCCGUCAAACCUGCGAAGAAAGAGGAAGCGGCGCCGAACAAAUCGAACCACCACCACCACAACAACAACAAUGAACCCUCCACCGAUGAAUUUAUGAGUUGGUGCUACAAGACUUUAUCGAAUAUAUCGACUAACGUGGAUAUUCCGACGUUCGUGACAUUUUUGCGGGAUAUCGAAUCGGCGUACGACGUGAAGGAGUACUGCAAGGAGUAUUUAGGCGAUAACAACGCGACGCAUCAGUUCGCGUUGAAUUUUUUGGAGAAGCGGCGCUCAUUCAAGCCCAAGAAUAACGCUCACAAGGACGAUAUGUGCGCCCCCGCUCCGGCUAUUACUCCAUCGUUACAACACAGCACCGAAUUUCAGGAAGUUAAGGGUAAAAAUAAGAAAAAUAAAAAGUCGAAAAUGACGAAAGUGGAUUCCCGAAUUUUAGGCUUUAACGUUACGUCUGCCCCCGACCGAAUCAACGUGGGUGAUAGAGAUUACGGUGAUACUUCUUAAGAAAAAUAGUUUAUUUGUGAAGAAAUGAAAAAAAUAUUGUUAUUAAUUGUACCUAAUUAUUAUACAUAUAUAAUUUUUAAGACAAU